This is a messenger RNA of Scleropages formosus (Asian bonytongue), 4291 nucleotides long. It is a transcript of the gene slc39a14, whose product is annotated as solute carrier family 39 member 14. Gene Ontology annotation, molecular function: monoatomic cation:bicarbonate symporter activity; zinc ion transmembrane transporter activity. Gene Ontology annotation, biological process: zinc ion import across plasma membrane; intracellular monoatomic cation homeostasis. The transcript is spliced from 10 exons. Gene Ontology annotation, cellular component: plasma membrane. The coding region runs from base 311 to 1774 and encodes 487 amino acids. NCBI's taxonomy places the organism in Eukaryota, Metazoa, Chordata, Actinopteri, Osteoglossiformes, Osteoglossidae. The record is from RefSeq and is a predicted model, not a curated record.
GGUGACGUAUUUUUGUGCUACACGUCCAUAUGGUGCGUGUACUGGUAGGUCGGGGUAUGUGUCAGCUGAACGAGCGCCUUACCUGCGAUUGUCCUCUGUUUACGGCUCGGCCGAAGCAUCGGAGGACAGUUUGAACGAGGACAUCCGUCUCCGCGGCACAAGCAGCGCCUUCCAGCAGCUGGGCUCUGAGGACUCUUCCAUUGCCUCUUCAGUCUCUAGAGCGCUGAGCUCAGGUGAAAGGGCUGAAGAUCUGCCUGAAGCUGGGAGAGUCUACGUCCACUCUCCUGCCACCCCACCCACCAGAAGAGUCAUGAUCCAGAGGUCUGGCCAUGGCAGCGUCCAGCUGACAGCGACUUUAGCCCUGCUGCUGUGCUUCCUGAGGCCAGCGGGGGGUGCCGGAGAGCCCUCUCCCAAACAGUUCCUCCAGGACUUGAUGAGCCACUAUGGAGACAACAGCACCGUUCUUGUGGCACAGCUCCGUCCGUUCCUGUCCCGCUUCAGCAUAGGUCAGGGGGACAACAGCUCCGCUGGACGAGCUCCCGGCGCCAAUGUCUCGAGAUGCUUGCCCUGGGACACGCUGCUGGCGGCUCAUGGCCUGAGCGAGCAGUCGCGGCUCGACGGACACGGGCUGCAAGAGUUCUGCCCCACCGUCCUGCAGCAGCUGAGCCCUGGAACUUGUGGGGAGGGGUCCAAGGCGGAGCCUGACCGAGACGUGCCGACGGAGGGCAAGCCUUCCACCGCUGAGGUGUGGGGUUAUGGGUUCCUGUGCGUCACGGUCAUCUCCCUGUGCUCCCUGGUGGGUGCCAGCGUGGUGCCCUUCAUGAGGAAAACCUUUUACAAGCGGCUGCUCCUCUACUUCAUAGCCCUGGCCAUUGGCACGCUCUACUCCAACGCCCUGUUUCAGCUCAUCCCAGAGGCUUUUGGCUUCGACCCCAUGGAAAAUUACUACAUCUCCAAGUCGGCGGUCGUGUUCGGGGGCUUCUAUCUCUUCUUCUUCACGGAGAAGGUGUUAAAGAUGGUGCUGAAACGGAAAGAUGGGAAGGCCCAAGGUCACGGGCACAGCCACUUCCCGGCCGAGUGCUACGCCUCCAAGGCUGACGUGGAGGACGGUGUCACGGAGAAGCUGCAGAAUGGCGAAGCGAAAACGCCUCCUCUUGCGGGGGAUGGGCAACUGCAGGGGGCAGAUGAGGAUGAUCGGGUGUUCAAUGUUCCUGCGCUCCAGGAAUCCCAGACUUCUGGCAGCGGCGGGGGCUGCUACUGGCUCAAAGGCACGGCCUACUCGGACAUCGGCACGCUGGCCUGGAUGAUCACCUUGAGCGAUGGGCUGCACAACUUCAUAGACGGCCUGGCCAUCGGGGCCUCCUUCACCGUAUCUGUCUUCCAGGGCAUCAGCACCUCCAUAGCCAUCCUCUGCGAGGAGUUUCCCCACGAGCUGGGUGACUUUGUGAUCCUGCUCAACGCGGGUAUGAGCAUCCAGCAAGCGCUCUUCUUUAACUUCCUGUCAGCCUGCUGCUGUUACCUGGGAAUGGGCUUCGGCAUCCUGGCCGGCAGCCACUUCUCCGCCAACUGGAUCUUUGCGCUGGCAGGAGGAAUGUUCCUCUACAUCGCUCUGGCUGACAUGUUCCCGGAGAUGAACGAGGUCAGCCGUGAGGAAGAGGAGGGCGGGGGCAGUAGAUCCCUUGUGACCUUCGCCAUCCAGAAUGCAGGGCUGCUGACGGGCUUCACCAUCAUGCUGCUGCUUACCAUGUACUCAGGCCAGAUCCAACUGGGUUAGACGCGGGCCUAGGCCCGGGUCCGAGUGGAGGCCCACCGGCGCUCUCCCAGUCCCUGUCUAUCACAGUAUGCUGGGUGGACUAGACGGGCCGGACCUGCGUUCGGACCUCCCCCCCCCCCAACCUACACUAAAGCCCAAUUACAGACAAACAGAUGUUCCUAUAUGCAAUAGAACUGGUGUGCCGUGAUGUGCCAGGCUCUGUCCUUUCGCUCCUCUCUACACCCACACCGUAGGCCAACCCUGUGAGGGGAGAUCGGCAAGUGCUGGCCUUGUUGUGUUGGCCUCGGUCAAGUGCAUUACCCCCGAAAUCACCCUCCCUAUACUAGAAACGGGAAUGUACUAAAAGCGCAGAUCCAAGGCGAAUCCCAGCAGUCUUGGGCAGACGAGUGAGCCAGAUUGUGUCUUUUCUCUCCCCACCCCCAAGGAGUGUCCCCGGAAUUGCCCCGACGUCCUUCUGCUUUGUGUAUUUACGGAUGACGACGAAGCAGGCUGGCCGGAGUAGCGGAUUGACGCGGAAGUUCUCAUGACCUUGUACAGUGUCUCGGUGCUUUCCACAGUCAGGUGUGCAGGUGUUCCUGCAGAGAUGUCGUUUUAGGACCUCUCUUUGUUUGAGACAGCAGCCUUCUUAGAGUCCAAACCAAACACAUAGUGGGUGCCAGAGUCACUAGUUGCAGUGAAUCACCACCUAAAAGGCUUUGUUUUUAAGUGUGAUUUUUAACCUUUUCUUUGUAUCAUCUUCUUUAUUUUGAGGACUCUUUCUGAUCCCUGAAGACCAAAUAAUGACAAGUUUUGUGUGUUUUUGCGUACGGCUGCGAUCUCGAGAUCUCCGCUGUUCGCGCUUCGCUCUUGGAUGUUUGUUAAUGUUAGUGGUUCUCUUGUGUCGUUGGUUUGUUUGGAGUGUUUUGUUUCGUGUGCCCAGGGCAGUUGUUCUAGUUUUUCCUUCUGCCAGGUGUGAAUGAGCCCCCCCCAUGGAAUACUUUCCCCACUGCUCCGGAAACACAUCAGAUUUGUUAAAAUGUCCAAGUGAUAAUGUAGUGAAACGCUAGUGAAAUAUGCAGGACCGUGUUUUCCUUUUCGUGUGCUGGUAUGUGUUGCUUCUACUCCGAGGAGAGCGAUAGGCCUACUCUUCGAGUGGAACGCAGUCUGCAUUUUGUUCUUGCCUUUUGAUUGCUCCAUCGGACCCGCACCAAACUGCUUUUUUUUUUUUUUUUUUUAAGAUGCGAAAAUAAUUUGAAAGGCCAGCUGGAUUAAUACAGGGCUGCCCAUUCACACCUUGCAGUCGCUGCCGGAUCUGUGGGUUUUCGUUGAGUCUCGGCCCUCGGUCAAUUAGUCGGUCAUUGUUUCGCUCGGCUUUUCGUGGCGAAAAUCGCUUUGCUCCAAUCAAUGAAAUCUCCAUUCUCUCAUCUCUCAUCAUUCUCCAAAUCUCUGAUUCUCCAUUCAGUGAUGGCUAAAUUAUUGAGCGUGGGGCCGUUAUGAAAACCUGCUGAUGGUGUGGCUAUGCAGGGCAUGAUGGACACCUCCUUCCUUUAACAGCGUGAGACAGUCAGGCAGAAGAAUAGUUUGUCAGGGGCUCUUGCUUUACAUUCUGUACCAUGGAAGUAUUUUUGUGUCACUUGAACAACACUGCUGAAAAUGUUCGCUUUCUUUGAAUUGUUUGUUUUUGUCCAAAGCGUCAGUGACAUUUGAUUGAUUAUUUAUUAUAUUUAUUGAGAAUGAUGUUCUGUGACAAAUUUACUACUAAAUCACAAACUGCACAUUCAUGUUGCAUUUUUGUUUGAAAUCUUUGUUGCACACGUAUUUCUCAAUAGACUGACACCUCACUCGACAAGCACACUUGAGCCCUGAAGUCUUUCGGCAACUUGUUUUGUUUGCAAAUCCAAACAUAGAUAAAUUUCUGCUUAUUGCAUUCUGUAAAAUCUUUGGUAAGGCUGUUUUUUUAAGAAAAAAAAAAAAAAAAACUGACAUUUUUAAGUCUUUGAGCUAUAUUGAAAUUAGAAUUCAAAAUUACUCAAAUGUUUUCUCCUCAAACUCCUGUUCAGUUCCAGUUGUUGACUUAUUCGUCCCCUAAAUGUGCAAUUUCUGUCAAAUUCUCAACUUAAUCUCAUCAAUGCCAGAAACUGGCUGUAAACGCUGUGGAGGUGAGUUGAAUGAGGGCAACCCCUGUGCUAUUCGGGCGUACUUUACUUCCCAUCUAUUGUCUCUCUGGGUGAAUGGUUUGCGUUCACUCCACUACAAACACAAUAUCUACUUUAAAUAGAAGAAAGUUUAAUUUUAAAAUAAUGAACUGGAAAGAAUGCAUCUUGGCCCAUAGUGAGUUGUGGAGCUGCUGUACUGUACUUGAGUUUCUCAUUGAGCAGAACCAUAAUUAUGAAUUAAUGUUAAAUGCUGUUUAAGAAGUGACCACAAGGGGGAGACACAAACUGUAAAUGCACUGAAAGCUAGCAGUGCAGAUGUUAAGCACAUUUACCUGAUACUUCUCUCCAAAGCAACUUGUAAUUAUUUACCCAUCUAUACAGG